This is a messenger RNA of Aureobasidium pullulans EXF-150, 2509 nucleotides long. RefSeq names its product AAA-domain-containing protein. The coding region runs from base 78 to 2426 and encodes 782 amino acids. Gene Ontology annotation, cellular component: cytoplasm. The transcript has a single exon. The record is from RefSeq and is a predicted model, not a curated record. Gene Ontology annotation, molecular function: ATP hydrolysis activity; ATP binding. NCBI's taxonomy places the organism in Eukaryota, Fungi, Ascomycota, Dothideomycetes, Dothideales, Saccotheciaceae.
AGCCAAGACUUCCAUACCUGAAUCUUUACAAAAUUCUUUUGCAACCAAACAAAAAAAUUAACGAGAACACUGGCGCCAUGUCCGAGCCCACGGCAUUCACUGUUAGGCCGUCGCCUCCUACGAGUUCAUUAGACGGAGCCUUUCGCGUCCACCUUACCGCAAAAGAUCUGGAUCUCCUCGGCCUGAAGUUAGGCGAACUUUGCACUCUGCAUUCAGGCGAUGGUUCAUCUGCAGUCGGCAUUGCUUGGAGAUCUCUGGAUACCAGUCAAAAGCCUCAACUUCAUCCGGUAAAACUGUCCGAGCCCAUGCGUGACUCCUUCGGAUGCAAGCUUGGUAGCCAAAUCACCAUCAAGAAAAUUAACAAUGGUAAAAUUGCUCAUGCAGACCGGGUUGUUGUCAUCGAUGUGUCUGAUAACGACAAAAUCGACCUUACCAAGGAUGACAAGAGCUGGAAAUGGCGUUGUGGUAUGGCUUUGGGUAAUGUCGAGGCAAUCACGACCGGUGUGGCAUUUGAGGCCUCGUCACGCAAAGGUCUGAGAAAACGCUUCCUUAUUGAACACAUCGAAUCCAGCGAAGCCACCGCAGCCACAGGCUUGUACGUUUUCGAUGACAGGAGUCAGAUCGCUCUUCAAGACGAGGAAUCUGAAGUAACUCCCGAAGCGCCUAUUACACGUUCGAUCGCUGUGACCUCUGAGGGAAUUGGUGGUUUGAACAAGCAAAUUGAGCUUCUCAACAAGCGUCUGUCACGGUUGAUUGGCGACAUCAGAGGCAAGAGACUGCCACCUCAAGUUCAGCGCAAUGGAGGUAUCCUUCUCUAUGGCCCCGAAGGAACUGGCAAAACACUUCUACUCAAUCAUCUCACACAAGCACCCUGGAAGAAGGUCGUCAGAAUCGACCAGAGCGCGCUUGCUGGAACGACUAGCAAGAACCAAGUUUCUGUCCGCAACCUGUUCGCUGAAGCAGUAGCACAUCAGCCCAGUCUGGUUAUCAUGGAUAACCUCGAGUCAAUCGCUGGUACACAGCAACGCGAUUUUACCGUAGGCAACCUCGCGCCAGCUUUGGUCGCCGAGCUUGAUAGGCUACGAAACACACACGUCUUGGUCGUGGCUGCCGCACACAAUCCCAACGAUAUCGACAAGUCUUUGCGCACACCUGGACGCCUCCGCUACGAGAUCGAAAUACCGAUCCCUGAUAUGAGAGCACGCAUCCAGAUCCUUAAGGUCAUGCAAGGGGAAACCGGCACUGCUGAGCUCGCCGAAGCCAUCGGAGAGCGUACCCAUGGCUUCGUCGGCCAGGAUCUUGAAGCUCUCUUCAACAACGCUCUCGAGCAUGCUCUCGACAGGCAUCAGGAUACGACGACAAACUGGCUCCCAAUUCAACGUACCGACGACGAAUCACAAUCUCAGAGAACCCUUGUCAAUGGCAUGGAGAACUGCAGUAUUGACGACAGACCACGCACCGCUGACACAGAUGAUGAUGCGGAUCUCCAAGUGACGCUCGCCGAUUACGAAAAAGCUCUGCUUGAAGUCAGACCCACAGCCAUGCGCGAGAUCUUCCUCGAAACACCCAAAGUUCUAUGGUCAGAUAUCGGAGGUUCGGGCGAUGUCAAGAAAACGCUGAAUGAGGUCGUCGAGUGGCCUCUCAAAUUCGAAGAGCACAUGCAGGCUCUGAGCCUUACACCUCAAAAGGGUAUCCUGUUCUAUGGUCCUCCUGGUUGCUCUAAGACUUUGACAGCCAAGGCAGUCGCGACCGAGUCCGGCCUUAACUUCAUUGCCGUAAAGGGCGCUGAAUUGACGUCAAUGUACGUCGGUGAAUCCGAGCGCUCGGUGCGCGAGGUGUUUAGGAAGGCGCGCGCAGCUGCCCCAAGUAUCAUUUUCUUCGAUGAAAUUGACUCUAUUGGCUCAGAGCGCGAUUCCUCAGGCACAAAAGGCUUGAACGUGCUUACCACCCUGCUCAACGAAAUGGACGGUAUCGAGAGUCUCAAGGGCGUGCUAGUACUGGCAGCUACCAAUAAGCCAGAGGUCCUUGAUCCUGCUCUAUUGAGACCAGGCCGCUUCGACAGCCUUAUCUAUAUCGCUCCGCCGUCGCAAUCGGCUCGCAAGGAGAUAUUGCGCAUCCGUACGCGCAGCGUACCGCUCGCUGAUGAUGUCGACAUUGAAGACCUUUCGGAGCGUACGGAAGGCUUCUCAGGCGCUGAAAUCGUCGAGAUCUGCUUGAAUGCUUGCAGAGCCGCCAUGCGUAGAAGGGUCGAAAUCGUCACCCAACCACGCGAUGCUGAUGUAGUUGACCAGGGAGCCAUCGACGAGCUCAUGAAAGUCUCAAAACCAGAUUUCGAUACAGCCCUAGCUACCGCAGUACGCAGGAUCACACCAGAAAUGACCGAAGGUUAUGAGCAUUGGCGUGAUGGGCUCACCAAGAAGUUGUAGAGGGAGAGAGAAAGAUGAUUUGCUUCGAUACAGAUACUAUAGCUAGUGAGAAAGACAUAAUGAAAAUCUGAUAUCCCCACCCG